UUGGGCGGGGGGCGGUGGCCAAAAGCUAAGCUAAUUAUAAUCUGAGGCUGUGGGUGGAACCCAGGAUCCAGGCCCCUGUCUUGCACGUUGGCGAGUUUGCAAGACAAUUUUGCAUCUUUCUUCCCAGCCUGAGCCGGUUAGUUAUUAAGGAUGGAGAAAUGAAGUAAAACUGGAGACCCCAGAUGGGAGGAAAACGCUUUGCGGAUACCCCAGCAUUUAAAAUUGUUUUUCUGGUGCUCAGGAGCAUAUGCAUUUUGUUUUGUUUUGUUUUUCACUUGCCACUUACUUUCUUGCACCUGGUCCGCUGUCAGUAAAUGUUUUUCAGUUGACUGAGCUUGUGAAAGAGAUACAGAAAUAUUGGCAUUGAGAAAAAAAUGGGUGCCAAUUAAUUCAGCAAGAAGAAGCUUGAAAACAUCAAAUGCUGAGGGCAAAUGAAGAGUGGGAGGUGGGGGGGGUGGUACAAACCUGGUAUUCAGGGAAACCUUCAUGUGUAGGUAGGUUUCCCAGGGAUUGUGUCUUUGGCAAGACUGCCACGCUCACAAGGCAGGUUCUAGUACAGGAGAAGUUGGAGUACACGUGCUGCAGGGGUUCACAAAAGAUUAUAAAGCCCAGGCAUUAGGUCUGGUGAAAAUGUCUCAGUGAGAGAGUAUAGAGUGUAUCUAACACGGAGAAAAGCCAGACGUGAAUUAGGAGACGAUGAGAGAAAGGAGGAAUUGAGGUCAGGCGAAUGGAUUGAAAGGUCUGAGGGUUGAUGCUGUCUGUAACCCAAAUACCAAAGAUAGAAAACCUGGCUCUCCUGUGCCAGUGAGAUCCUGUGUUUCUCGACUGGUGUUGCACACUGUCAUCCUGGCUCUUCAGCCUUCCUCUGUAUGUGUCAUACACCUAUCUGGGUAACCCACCUGUUCCUGUUGGUGCAGAGGGAGGAGAAGCAGCUUGAGGCAUCAUUAGAUGCACUGCUGAGUCAAGUGGCUGAUCUGAAGAACUCACUGGGGAGUUUCAUUUACAAGUUGGAGAACGAGUAUGACCGGCUGACCUGGCCCUCUGUUCUGGACAGCUUUGCCUUGCUCUCUGGACAGUUGAAUACUUUGAACAAGGUCUUGAAGCACGAAAAGACACCACUGUUCCGUAACCAGGUUAUCAUCCCUCUGGUGUUGUCCCCAGACCGAGAUGAGGAUCUCAUGCGGCAGACUGAAGGACGAGUGCCUGUUUUCAGCCAUGAGGUGGUCCCUGACCAUCUGAGAACCAAACCUGAUCCUGAGGUUGAAGAGCAAGAGAAGCAACUAACAACAGAUGCUGCCCGCAUUGGUGCUGAUGUGGCUCAGAAGCAGAUCCAGAGCUUGAAUAAAAUGUGCUCAAACCUCCUGGAGAAAAUCAGCAAAGAGGAGCGGGAAUCAGAGAGUGGAGGUCUUCGGCCGAACAAGCAGACCUUUAACCCUGCAGACACCAAUGCCUUAGUAGCAGCUGUGGCCUUUGGGAAGGGGCUGUCUAACUGGAGACCUUCAGGCACCAGUGGUCCUGGCCAGCCAGGCCAGCCGGGAGCCGGCACAAUCCUUGCAGGAGCCUCAGGAUUACAGCAAGUGCAGAUGGCAGGAGCUCCAAGCCAGCAGCAGCCAAUGCUCAGUGGGGUGCAGAUGGCCCAAGCAGGUCAAACAGGAAAAAUGCCAAGUGGAAUAAAAACCAACAUCAAGUCAGCUUCAAUGCAUCCCUACCAGCGGUAAUCCCACCUUCAUUUUCAACAUUUGAAAUGGGUUCCUUGUCCUCCCAGAGUGGAAAUAUCCUCCUGCCCCAACGGGAACACAUGCAGGACCUCACCUACAUCUGGUGACCUGAAGCACACAUUCUUUACUCCGAAGGCACUCACAUCUCUAUAUUCUGUACUCUGGAAGCACAUGUUCUCAUUUGCAACUCCCUCCCACCCCCAGAUCCUCUGGAGUACACACACCUACGUAGCAUCGCCAGCUUCAGGAUUCGGACAGCCCAGUAAGCGCCUCAGUGGAUGGUAUCUCCCUCCGCUCACACACUCAUUCCCUCAGGAGGGGAUAUAUAUGGAAUUCCCUUUGAAGAAGAGGACAGGACCUGCUUACUUGUUCAGACGUAGGAUUCGUAAAAGAUGGCUCUCUUGCACCACUUUGAUGGUGUUCCUGUUUCUGGCUGCUCUGUUUUGCCUGGGGACUGUUUUCUCCUACUCUUGGGGCCCCUGGAGAACGAGAUUAGGUCAUUGUACCCCAGGUUUAUGCCUAGGAUGGAGAAAGAAGCAACUGUGAAACCAUGAGAUCUUACUGCAGCACAGAGUUCACCCUGCUUAAGGCAGAAACUUACUUAAUCCACGCUGACAUGACAACCAUUGUCUAGGACUGCUUCCUCUCCAGGUUUGCCCUGUGGCUGGCAUUCUGUCAUUGUGGAUCCUCCUGUUUACUCAUUGCUCCAGUCACCCUAUUCUCUUUCUCUUACGACGUCUUUUGCUGCUCUACCUAGCCAACUUUACCUGACCUUGUACCUUCUUGUGAAACAGCUCCUUCCAGCUCUGUAAGAGAUUCUGGCUUUAGGACUGAACUGGAAGGGCUGUAUUACAUACCUCCUGUGCCGCUGUCAGGCACGAAGCUGAACUCUGCAGGAAUGCCCUAGUGCAAGGCUGGGCCCUUUUCCCACUCCAUUCUCACCUCCCCCAAGCAGCUGGGAACAACCUCUCCCUUUGUCUGAGCUUCUUGUACAGAAUAAUCCCCCUUAGGGACAAUGUAUUCUCUGUGCCCUGUGGACACAGGAGCCGUGUGAGCUGAUCCCAGCACCGGGCAGGACGGAGGCUGAAUCCUUCCAAACGCCCACCCUGGGUCAAAUCCUGAUUACUAUCCAGAGAAAUGAUUAAGGGGUGUACAUUUUCUUCCAUCUGUUCCAAAUUUGGGAGGAUAGCCUAUUGAAGUUUAACAAUGGGCCAGAGACUGCGGUCCCUUUUCGGAUCACUCCUGAGAGUUCAUCAUGCCAACCCAUGGAGGCUUGAUGUCGCUCUGGCUUGAUGGCCUCAAACACAGGGGGAACACUCGGAAAGAAUUUGCCGCUCUUCACGUGGGGC
Herpailurus yagouaroundi (jaguarundi) is the source of this 3067-nucleotide messenger RNA. It is a transcript of the gene MED8, whose product is annotated as mediator complex subunit 8. Gene Ontology annotation, molecular function: transcription coregulator activity; RNA polymerase II cis-regulatory region sequence-specific DNA binding. Gene Ontology annotation, cellular component: core mediator complex; mediator complex. Gene Ontology annotation, biological process: regulation of transcription by RNA polymerase II. Bases 870 to 1718 code for a protein of 282 amino acids. The record is from RefSeq and is a predicted model, not a curated record. The transcript has 7 exons. NCBI's taxonomy places the organism in Eukaryota, Metazoa, Chordata, Mammalia, Carnivora, Felidae.